Linum trigynum is the source of this 2343-nucleotide messenger RNA. The record is from the annotation of a GenBank genome assembly. NCBI's taxonomy places the organism in Eukaryota, Viridiplantae, Streptophyta, Magnoliopsida, Malpighiales, Linaceae.
CUCCUUUUGUAUUUCAUUUCUGACUCAUUUUUAUCUCACUUUUUGAUCCUCUUACGUGCUGAGGAAGGCAUCAGCAUGUCAACAUCAAUCCAAAGUACAACACUAUAGCUCAUGAGCAUCUCCAAUGGUGCAAAUGGAGGGAAUUGCAAGCUGAGGUGGCAGCCAUGUGCAAUUGAAAAAGUGGAUGGCAUUGAUGCAAGACCACUUUCAAGGGAUGAAAAUUUGCACACCAUGAAAAUCUGACAUGCAAUUGCAAGUGGGUCCUUUGUUUGUUUUUGUUUUUCUUUCUUCUUUUCCCAACCAUUUGUGUGGUAUUAAAAUGUAAGUGGGACCCAGAAGUGCAAUUGCAUUGGAAUGGCAUUGAUGUAUCUAGUAUGAAAUUGAUGAGUGAAGUAAUUGCUAGAGUUGCUUAGGUGGCAGUAGGGACCACACUUGAAAGUGAAGAAGGAUUGCAUUGUUGGAGAUGCUCUAAUGUCCUACCAUAUGAAAGAAGGUUAAGUGACAAAUCUUAAAAACGUGGGCGUCAAUCCAAUAUACAAACAUAAGGUCCUAAAUCAUAUGUUUCCUUGAAUAUUGAAAUAAGUUAUUUGUAAAGCCGUGGUGCACUGUUCGCCUAAACACAAAAUUACUAUUCAUUUAGACUCAAAAUUAUUGUUCACCCUAUUUUGAUUGGUCCAUGGUCUGCAACUGGCCCCGCCUGUCUUUUUUUAUUGGCUGCGUGCUUCUCUCUGCCCCUUGCGGUUUUGUCCUCCGUUGUUGCUGUGAGUGUUGCGUUGCCCUCAGCUGAGCCCUAAUUCUCUCUUCGUUAUUUGUUUUUUUAAUUUUUAAUUUUUUAAUUUUCUUUCUAUGGUUCUCUGGUUCUCUUCGGAAUUGCGGGCAAUGAUGGGCGCGCCUUUCCUUACCCGCCCCUUUUCGUUCGAGUCUUGGGGAGAGCGACCCUCUUUGCUUUUGCCUUGGUAUCUGAAACCCGCCGCGCUUGCGCCGAGAAAUUUUUUGCCGCUUUUUGUGUUCUUUCUUUAUGACGGUUCUCCUAUUUCACAUUGGCCUUAUCUCUUUGCAGAAACACUGUUUCAGUUUCUUACGUACCUGUUCGCUAUUGGGCCGGUAACUGACGCGCGCCGCACUUGCACCUUCUAAUUCCUUCUCUCAUUUUUAUACGCUUCCUUUUUUUUACGCCAGCAGUUCAUCAUUAUCUUUCUCUUCUCUUUCUAUCAUUAUGUUCUCUUUCUGGGUAUUGUUUUCUCUCUCUUUAGUGUUCUUCGUCUCGGAGACCACGGAGUUAACGUUGCUUUGCAACCUCGGCGGCCCGCGCAAUGCGGCCGUUUCUUUGCGACUGCGACUGCUGCAUGUCUGGCCGGCGAAGUCUCCGGGGGAUAUCAGGAUUUACAAUUACUGUACUCUUUGGACCGACGAAACGGUAAGUCUCCAAAUCUUUGCGUCUAUAUUUUCAUGUUUCGUUCUGUGAUUGUCUCUGUAUUUUGUUUUUUAUCCGUUGUGGUGUGCUUUGUGCAUGGUACGUUGAUUCGUGGCGUUUCGCCAACUUCAAUGGCUGCUGGGAUCCGUCGUAACCUUUCUGUUGGCAAGAUAUAUGUCAUAAAGUCCUUUGGUUUGAGCAACCCGCCGAAUCAGUAUCGCCCAUGUUCCUUUGAUUUGGCUUUGGGUCUUUUGCCCUCGACUUCUUUCCAAGCCUGUAGUCUUCCUGCUGAGAGUUUCACGGUUGAUGCGUACGAGUUUGUGCCUUUCUCCCAGUUAAAUACGCGUGAUGGUAAUCACCGUUACUUGACAGAUGUCGUUGGUCAGCUCAAUUCAAUCAGCGGGAUAUCGCAUAAAAUCACUAAUAACGGCCCCGCAGUCAAGCAGACGGUUAUCAUCGAGGAUGAAAGCGGGGCGAAAGUCACUAUCACACUCUGGGAUGAGUUUUCUGCAGUGUUGGACCACGUUGCUCUCACUCAGGCUGACUCGAUUGAAGCUGUGAUUCUUGCAUUUGGCGGCCUGCUGGUUAAUAAGUUGGGAGGUAUAUUUUUCCACUGAUUGCAUGUAUCUUUUAUGGGGUUCUGCGAGAAACAUUGGUAUGACAUUAUAUUUUCCACUUAAGACUCCACAUUCUGACCUUGGUUAACUCAAAUCAUUAAUCUCAAUUAAUAAACAUAAGCCCAUCUUUUAAAUAACCUCUUUUUCCUAUUAAAAUUAAUCAUAUAUAAUUUUUAAACCGAGCCAAAAAAACUAAUAAUUCUGAUUUAUAAUUUUAUAAUAUCAACAAAUAAUCCUAGUUUCAUGAAAAAUUAUCAAAUCACCAAAACAACUUCGUACAUUAUUUUAAUUAAUUAAAACCAACAUUCGUUU